Molecule: messenger RNA, 4783 nt
Organism: Trachymyrmex septentrionalis
Lineage: Eukaryota; Metazoa; Arthropoda; Insecta; Hymenoptera; Formicidae
Gene: Atg17
Product: RB1-inducible coiled-coil protein 1-like
Exons: 8
Coding region: 54-4118 (1354 amino acids)
Biological process (GO): autophagosome assembly; autophagy of peroxisome; piecemeal microautophagy of the nucleus
Cellular component (GO): phagophore assembly site membrane; extrinsic component of membrane; Atg1/ULK1 kinase complex
Molecular function (GO): molecular adaptor activity; protein kinase binding
Source: RefSeq, a predicted model, not a curated record
UUUUUGUUUUAUCAGAUGUCGACCUGCAGACACAGAUCGAUGCCUCACUGGCGAUGCCAGCCACUUACCAGACCCUUUGCGCACGUGCUCAUUUGGCCCAGCAGUGUUGCGGCCUGGCACGUGAGCAGACGAGGAUCUGCGAGAGGCUGGUCCACGAUCAGCAUCUCCAGCAACAAGGCUGGGCCGCAGUAGUCGCCAAUCUCGAGGACAUCACGCAUAUGUUUCAAUCACGAGCCGAGCAGUUCCAGCAAGCCUUCGUCCUGUACCUCGCCGAGAGACAGCAGCACAUGAAGCUCCUUGAUAACUUCAGCGCUGAUCUCGGCACUCUUGCAAAAAUUCCAAUUUUACCGGCCUUGAGAGCUCAAGCCGAGGGCUUGUUGAGUCCGGAUGAUCAACCGAGUCAAACUUCCGAAACUGCAUCGGAGGACAGUGGGGAAGUACUAAGUCUGUUACGAUGGAUCUCUGCGAAAGACAAUCAAAGCAGCCUAGAGCAAGUGGCAGAGCAAUGCUCGCGUGGCCUGGAGCAGUUCGAUGAACGAUUGAUGCAGGCCUUGAAGGCAGAAGUGAACGGGGCUGUCGAUAAUGCUAAUAAGCAGGAUAUGAAGGAGAUUAAGGGCCUAGGCGAGAGGCUAUUUGCCCUGGAACAGCUGAUGGUGCAGACCAAGAGACUUGUUCACGAACAAGGUGAGCUUGCUCAAGGUUUCCUGCAGAAUCAGAAUCGCGCGAGCAAUUUAGGCGAUGCGAGCGUUCUGCCAGAUCUUUGCAAUUCUCACCGGCGGCAAUUGCUCGUCAUGUUGCAAAAUCACAAUCAGCUGCGCGACAUCCGCCGCAGAUGCACCAAGGCGAAGGAAGAGUUGUCGGUGAAUAUCUAUCAUCGCUUGAAGUGGAUCAUGUACGUGGAGAAUAAGAUGGUGGAAGUGGGCAACAAGUUAAUCAUAUAUCACGAGAGCCUGAAGCGGUUGCGACGGCAUCUGGAGGUGCUCCAACAGAUCCACUUAGCUCCGCAGAUGUAUAUAAGCGCGGUGGUUGAGGUUGUUAGAAGGCGCACCUUCUCGCAAGCUUUCCUCGUAUGGGCAAGCAAUCUGGCGUGCCAGCUGUUGACUGUUCACAGCGAAGAGUUGGCACGUAGGCGAGAGUUUCAGAGCAAAUUUGACGGCCACUUCUUGAACACUCUCUUCCCAGGUCUGGAGGACACACCACCGCCUUUUGCAACGCAAGCACCUUCCGUUUUUGACAACGGGUUACCUAAGCUGACCGCGGACGACAUGGAGUCAUUGCGAUCGCAGCUUCCGGAUUUGGCGCUUACAAUUUCUACGCCGGAUUUGAGCAGCAUAACGCAAUUCUUCUUAUCGAAAAGCUUCACCGAAGGUAGUACCGAUGGUACCAAGGAGAAAGACACCACAUCGGUGAGCACUGAUAUUCCCGCAAAGGAACAAGAACGCACUAGAGCGCCAUUGUUAUCUGAUAGGGGCGAUUUUGAAUCUGAAACUGAUACGGAGGAGUUCGAGAAAAUUGGUCAAGCCGGUGUGGAAGUAACCAAGCCUGGCGUGUUCGACGGGGCGAAACAGAAACGGCAGAAGCAAUUGGAGGUUGGUGCCUCUCGAAGCGUGUCCCCCGCUUCCUCGACCUCAACUAACGUCUCCCCGUUAAACUCGAAAGUCGCGGAUUUAACAACACGUUCGACCACAUCAAGCGAACCCGGCUCUUUCCAAUUUCCCAGUCUAUCCGCCACGAGCGAGCGUCCGGUGCAGCUAAGUCCGCUGACCGAGUGCGUGGAGAACGGCGCCGCCGAUUCUUCCAGUUGUUUGCUUCGCAGAGGCGUGAACGGUCUGUCGAAUUAUCGUGACGCUAUACCGCUCGAGGAGCAACAUUCCCUGAGUCCGAAUCCUCCUUCCUUGCGGUCCUCCGUCAUGUGCGACGGCCAGCAUCAGCAACAUCAGCAUCCGCUAUCCGGUAGCGGAGGUAGCAGUCCCUCCGUCGGUGUAGGUGCUACCGACUUCAUGGGUACGGAAUUUUAUAUGGAUGAAUCUCUGCCGAGCAGCCUCAGCGAACAUCCCGCCGACGGCCAGCAUCAGGCUAUCGUGUCCCUCCUUCAGGAGAAUCUCGGUAAUACGCGUGAGGAAGUGGAAAGGUUGCGUUCUAUCCUGAAGACCAUGAAAACGGUUGUAUGCGAGGAGCUCAGUUCCGUGCGGAAUGAAUUGGCGAUUCUGCGAAAUCAAUCUAACGAGGACAAGAAUGGCAUCGUCGAGAUGACGGAGCGCGUUCGAGUGGCAUUGUCCUUGCACUCGCGAGAGUAUGAUCGACGUCUUCAAGAGCGUGAACAGGAAAUGACAAUCGAGCACGAGUACGAGAUCGCGGAUGUUAAGAAGCUAAUGCAGAGUCGUGAGGAAGAGAUUUGCACGCUUAAGCGUAGUCUUCUUGAAAAGGAAACUGAAUUGGCGGAACACGAGCGACUGGUGGCUACGAUGCGUCAAAAAUUGGAAGACGAGCAAAUCGAGAGGAGGAACUUACAUGAUCGUUUACAUCAGCAACUCGAGGACUAUUCGAGGGUACUAGAGCAAGCGCGCAUAGACAAGGAAGAGGCCGUGAAAAAAUUGAAUGACGAAAGAUUUCUCGAGAUCACUUCUUUAACGAAUUCAUUGACACAAUGUCAGAAGCGAAUUCAAGAAUUAGAGGAGAAUCUGGUCACUGCGCGCAACGAUCAGGAGAGAAUGGUGAAAGAGGCAACUGAUAAAUUGCAAAUGGAAUAUAAAACGGAAUUAGAGACCAUUCGGAGCCGCUUCAAACUUAUGACCGCUUCUACUAUGGAAAGGAGUCCUAGCGAUUCUAGUUUAGAGAAGAUCGAACGAACAGAUGUUAUUGAGCUUGUAAAUCAUGAAGCAAUUUUGGCACAAGCAAGAGAAGACAUGAAGAUUGAGAAUGCUAUGGCCGUCCGUACUGCAAUCAUAAAGGAAAGGGCCGAUUGCAUGGCAAAAUUGGACAACGAAUUAAGAUUGGCGAAGGAAGUAGUCGAAGAGAAAAAUAGGGAAAUAGAAAUGUACAGAAUGAGAACGGCCGCGCUGAUUGAACAGGGCAAACAUUAUAAGCAUACGAUAGAUCGAUUACUUGGAGAUUUUGAACUGAAAUCGGAGAUACAGCAAACUUUGAUGGAGAAGAUGAAAAAUCUUGAAGCGGAUAAGGCAUGUUUGGAGAACAAAGAAAUCGCAGACAAAGCAAUGCGAACGGUUUUGGAACAAAACGAUGAUAUCGUGUAUCCUCUAGAAGCUGGAGUAUGCAAAGACUUGAGCUACGAUCGAUUGGAUGCUGGUCAAAUUCUAGAGGACAUUUUCAAGGAAUCCGAAAAGUAUGAGGUUGAGGUCUCAGAAUCGAAGAAAGUACGAUUAGAAGCUGACGAUGAUGAUCUGGCUCGACUAUCGAGGCGACUUGAAUCUCUCGAAAAUGACAACAAGAGGCUGUCUUGCGAGCUAAAUUCGAUACGCGCCAGUAAAAUAGCGGCCGAAGCAAAAUUAGAGGCAUUAAUGACGGAUAAAAUUCGUUUGGAGGUUGAGUUGCUGAAAGAACGUACCAAGAGGACAUUUGGUAUUGAUCCGAUGCCGGAAAAUCGCGACAAAGACAUGAAUGCGUCGGUCGCAGUAGUUUCGGACUCUAAUUCAAGUCGGGACGCGGCCACGAGUCCAGAACCGACGAGUCGACGAUCAUCUUCCAAAUCAAUGUGCUUCCAUCCCUCCCUUCCCUCAUACAUACAUAAGAAGGUCGCAGAAAAAGUGGCAAAGAUGGUGCAACAAGGAAUUGUGACCGUCACUAGUUGUAAUCCAGGUGAUGUGGUACUCGUAGUCUGGGACGCUGUACAUAGCAAUUAUGCGGUGUAUCAGGAAUCUUCGACUUUUUAUUUCCUUCAUUCGGACUGCGUAGGUGCAGUGGAAGGAAUGAAUCCGAAUGCUUCUCGGAAGUGCGUUCUAGCUGAAGUGAUCGAUAAGGAAUAUUGUCAUGCGAGAAAGCAUGAAAAUCGGUACCACGUCCCACGUGGCACGAAAUUCUACAGAGUGCACGCUAAGCCACGAGAUGCACGUGCGCUGACAGACGAGACGAGUUUGAUGUCAAAGAGUCAACUACCGUAAUUUUACAUUCAGACUGUGUCGAGAAUCCCUUGAUUCUUGCCUAGUACAAGCGCUGUGAUCGAGGAUUUGCGUCGGCAGGCCGCGUUCGUUAAGGGACCAGCGACCCGGAACGCAAAUCCCGAACUUACGUCUCCGCAACCAUCCGGAAACCUCGGAUCUAGGCCAAAACCUGCCAGAGCCUCUAGACGCAUCCUUGAUACCGACGAACGCUGGAAAGGGAGUGAUCUAUAGAAAGAGGUAUGCGCAAGUUGGAUAAUAUGAAAUGAGACGGAAGGAUGCGCCGGCGUUUUAUUGUGAUAUAAAUAAUUUUUAAACGAGUGAAACAUAUUUGCCGAAUGCUGUGGUUAGCUGUGAAGCGUAACGAUAUUUGUAUUCUUCGACUUUCUUUUUUCAUAAAUGAAAAAAAAAUAAAGGAAUGUGAGUGUCGUCGACGAUUCUCUCUUUCGAUAAUUCGAUAGGUCGACUAGUGUGUAUGAGAGAAAGGGAUUGUUUCACUUCAACAUUAGAUGUACAAUGCGGAAAGACGAAAGCGUGUUCAGCUUCCUCUCUCUGCAUUCUGAUAAUUAUGUUUGCGUUGUGUGAGACAAGAAGAUAUAGCUGUAAGUUUUACAAAACCAACAUGUUAUGGGAAUGUGCGAUUUAUAUGUCGUGAAUAUAUGUAUAGU